AUGGAUAUCAGUGAGAAUGAGGAAAAUGUGAUACAAACGAAGGAGAUCUAUUCGAUAAGGUUUGAUUCGACGGAUAUCGACGAUCAUAUACAUUGCGCGUUUUGCUUCUGUGUUGAUUGUCAGUACAAUCGCUGUGCAUUGCGUUCAUGUCCCGAAUGUCACGCAGUUUUGCAUGGUUGUAAACUUGAAGAUCAUUUGCUAAUUUGUGCUAAGGCCUACGUUUCGUGCUUAUGCGCAGCAUUCGGUUGUCCAGUAUUGUUACGACGUGAUCGAAUGUCACAGCAUUUAAAGCAUUGCUGUGCAUCCGCAAUAUGUUGUGCGGUACAAUGGAAUAGACGAACGCUUAGUAAUCACGCAAAACGUAAACUGAAACGUUUUGCAAAAGGUCUGGAACAAUGGAAAGUGGAACCUGAAAUAGAUGACCGUGAAAUUGAUGUUUGUGCCGCACUGGUUGAUCAGGAAGCAGUUGUCGAUUCUUAUCAGAUAAGUCGCAAAGACCGGAAACGUCUAACAGAUUUCCAGAAUCCAUGUCAUCCACUGAUGCCACUGAGGUUAUCGCUUGAAAAGUUAUCUCGUUUUGCAGACGAAGACAGCAGUGACGAAGAAAACAGACAAAAGGAAAUUCAGUUGAAACUUAAACGUUCUCCAUUUGAAAAUUGUUAUUUGUGCAGACUUGAUCCAGCUAGUCAGCAUCUUCAUGUAUUAGGUAAUAUCAGUUUCGAAGAAAAUGAAAAAACUCCGGUGGAAGUGAUACCGCCAGUUAAAGUGUCACUUUUGCCUCCCUUCUACGAAAUGAGGCAUUUAUGCCUGAAUAUUGGACGUGAACGUUUUUCGGUAUUCGCACGAAAAGGUGAGAAUAUGCCAUAUGUUCAGAAAGGAAUUUCGAUAUAUACAUUUUGCUGUAACGAAAGCUUUCGUCGUGAUGAAUAUUGUACACAUUAUGAAUUAUCACAUAUGGGAAUUGAUGACUGCAUAGUACGUUGUCCGAUGUAUAUCGAUGGAUGCCCAUUCUAUUAUUGCAAAGCUAAACCAUGCUGGGGCGAAUUAAGGUAUAAUCGCUAUCUGAAUUGUGUUGUUCAUCGUCCACCCGAACCAUCGGUUGUACGAUCUAAGGGCUCACCAUUGUAUGAUUUGCCACCAAUAAUGCUAAUUGAAAUUUUUCAAUAUUUGGAUAGUGCAUCAUUGCGUUGUUUAUCAUCAACAUGUAAACAUAUGCGAUUGAUGUGUUUCAAAAUUGCUUCUGAUUCUGCAAUGGUACACAUCAAAUGGGAACGAUCCGAAAGUGGAAAUUGGUCAGAAAAAUGUUUUAUAUGGGAAUUCAGUAAAUGUCAAAAGCGAAUUAAUAAAUGGAAGAAUGCGAGUACGACUGUCUUAAGCAGUCAUUUGUCUGAUUGUAAAUUUAAUGUUCCGGAAAAAUUCAAUCAUAAUCGUAUCGCUUUACUUCCAGCUGUCAGACAGUCAUUUUCGGAAACGAUUCAUCCUAUUGGAGGUCGAAAUCAACGCCGUAUCGAGCAAAUUGUGCAGUCUAUUAGGCUUUGA
Messenger RNA from Brugia malayi, 1539 nucleotides. Its product is annotated as F-box domain containing protein. Bases 1 to 1539 code for a protein of 512 amino acids. Gene Ontology annotation, molecular function: zinc ion binding; ubiquitin protein ligase activity; protein binding. The record is from RefSeq and is a predicted model, not a curated record. Lineage: Eukaryota; Metazoa; Nematoda; Chromadorea; Rhabditida; Onchocercidae. The transcript has 7 exons.